GUCGGUGCUACGUGCAACUUGCAAGAACGUCAUUGAAACUUGUGUUGCUGGACGGGGCACGAAAUGUUUUCCCACGAGAGUUCCGGACCCCAGUUAUGAACUCAUUUGCAUACAGCCCAUCGGAACUCAACUAUCAAACUAAUUUAUGAGCGCAUAACAAGUGAUGGGCGAUAAGAUAAGGUCACUUGGGAUCAACCUCAUCAAAAAUCAGGAGGUUCUGACUCCUGUUAAGACAGUGAAACCUGUAGACCAUGUAAACUAUGAUGCAGGAGCUGAUCUUCUUUACAAGUAUCAGUUAUUAUGGAAAGAUAUACAAAAAGCCAAUGAAGAAAAUGCCAAGAAAGCUGAGUCAUUGGACCGUGAAAUCCAAAUUAUAUAUGGUGAUAUAAAAAAGAACUGUAACAAUUUAACUGGAUUUUAUAGAGAAGUGAAAAGUCUUCCAAGUUUCUUGGGUGUUUUGCAGAACUUGACUGAUUUAUUGGCUUGCUUAGAAGAGAGUUGUGAUUCAGUUGAGUCAGCCCUUGUGCGAUUGGAGAAUGUUAGCGAAACCCAGGAACUGAAACAACAUAUGCAAUCACACACAGACCAACUCAAUAAUUAUAGGAGAAAGAAAGAAGAAGAAUUGAAAAGAUUAGCAUCUCAAAAGAACAUAGAACUUGCAAUCCAAGCUGAGAAAAAGGUAAAACAGAAGCAGGAUGUACUGCGUGAAAGAUCAGAAACAUUUGAAGAAGCAUUCCAAAAUGACUUAGAUUAUUAUCGUACACAUGGCCAUAUGAACAGACUUCCAAAUGGUGAAGGAACAAAGAACCUGGAUCUUAGUGAUAUUACACUGGACCAAGAUGAAUCUGGUUUGGCAGCAUUUUUAGCAUCCACUGAAGUAACUCCUUGUAGUGAGAAGGGACUUCUUGGCAUAUCUUUCUCCUCUAAUGUAGCAGGAGACAUUACUUCUCCUUCAGAUGUUGACCUUUUGACCCCUAUGACACCAGGCAGUGAGUGGGGAGCUGCUGAUGAAUCAUCAGCAUACAGUGAGACCGAAGGGGAAAACCAACCACCAAAGUCCGAUAAUUCACAAUCUGUUAAUCCAGAGGCUGAUGAAUCUGUGACAGAUCACUCUACUGGAGAUGAAGAUGCAAAUCUACAAACUAACCCAGCUUUAUGUAAGACAGAGACCUUUCAAAAUGAGGAUUCUGUAAAUUCUAACAAAUGAUUCCAUGCAGAAUUUGCUAAGACUGAAUUUGUUUCUUUUCAUUUAACAAUAUUAAAUAUUUCUGAAAUUAAAACUGUCAUUAAACAGUACAGUUAAUAAACUAAUACAUAUCAUGCAUCCACA
Octopus bimaculoides (California two-spot octopus) is the source of this 1330-nucleotide messenger RNA. RefSeq names its product dysbindin-A. The record is from RefSeq and is a predicted model, not a curated record. Gene Ontology annotation, cellular component: cytoplasm. NCBI's taxonomy places the organism in Eukaryota, Metazoa, Mollusca, Cephalopoda, Octopoda, Octopodidae. Gene Ontology annotation, biological process: negative regulation of protein kinase activity.